Molecule: messenger RNA, 2219 nt
Organism: Somion occarium
Lineage: Eukaryota; Fungi; Basidiomycota; Agaricomycetes; Polyporales; Cerrenaceae
Source: the annotation of a GenBank genome assembly
GAUCUAGGGUUCGGGCAUGGAUUUCGGAAUGAACUAGGCGCUACUAGCGCUGCAUCCGACGCUCUAGGAGACCUUUAGUCGACGAUAUACACUAAUCACUGAUGCACGUUCCACCUUUCUCCUCUACCCUCUAGCACUCGACGUCCCCUCUCAGGCUCAGGCAGCGACCCCGCUUUCGUCUGUCUUUUUUAACCAUGUCCGUUGCUUCGUUGACCACCGGAGUGAUGAUCAACUCGACAGCGGAGUCGCUGACCAGCCGACAUCCAGUAGAACAGGAUGAUAGCGACGGUAGUUUCUCUUCUACCGCAUCAUGCCAGCCUUUGCCAACCACCAUGGGUAAUCUGGACUUCUCUUCUUCUUCGCUGGUUCCAACUCUUGCGUCUCUGAGAAUCCAAGUGCUUUCUUACCUGGCCGAUUUGGAAGCACGUCUGGCAGCCUUGGAAUCGCCUGUAUCAGCGGAACCGAUGAAGUCAAAGCAGGAGAAUACAAUGGGGGAUGCCAGAACAUGUGUGCAGACUGCAUUGGAGAUGUUGCGAAGUAUCCGUGAAGAUGUGUGCUCGCACCUUCCGGAUAUACACUUGGACUUCGAGGAGUUUGUCAAAUCGCACAUGCCUGACAAACAUACCCUGGACGAGAUGCGUUCCCAUGCGCCAACCAUGCCCUCUGCCAUGCGCUCACGACUCGAUGACGUUCGUUCCCGGAUAUCCGACAUAGACUUUCAUAAACCCCUAGAAUAUAUCCCGACGCUCUCUGAGCACUUGAAUACCCUUCAGGCCCAUUUGUCUUCUGUGGAGCUACCACACAGCUAUUCUGAAUCCGUUGCCAAGCUCAAACCUAGUGGGGUCUAUGACCUGAUCGACAAAGUUCUAUCCUCGGAAUUCGAUGGUGAAGUCAUUACGGAGAGUUUGGAGGGAGAGGACAUGAUUGAAAGGGCUGCCCGUGAGAUUGCGAGAGCCAUCAAGGUCUCCGUGAACGGCAUUCGAUUAGUCACAUACGAAGAUCUUCCUCACAAGUGGCAAAACAAUCAUUUUGUCUCUCGUGGCUACCGCUUUAUUCCUCUCGAGAACUGGCCUCGUCUCAUCUUAUCCUGGUUUACAUGGCAUAACGAGACCUUAAACAUUCACACUCAUCUGAUGCCAUUCGCAUACUGGUUCCUCACACUCGUCCCUAUCAUCCCCUCUCUUGCGUCUCCUCUAUCUGUAGAGACUGAACUUCCAACAAUAGCGUACAUGACAUUUGCUCUUCUUACUCUGUUCGCGAGUUCGAUCUGGCAUACAAUGUCUGGAUGUGCACAUCUAAAGGGCAUGGAACUAUGUGCUCGUGCUGACUACAUCAGUAUCGGAUGGUUGAUUAGUGCGAGUGUUGGCUCGGUGGUACACUACGGCUUUGGCUGUCAACCGCACUUACAACAAGCGUACCUCUCAAUGUGUGCAUUUUUCUGCGUCUCGGCUACAAUCAUGCCCUUCAGCAGUUGGUUCAACAACCGAGAAUACAGGCCAUAGCCAUACCGACACGCAUUCUUCAUCGCUUUAUUCAUGUCAUCUUGGGUGCCUCUAGCACAUCUUUCCUACCUUCACUCCCCCGAAGAAAUGUUCACAUUCCUUCGUCCAGUCACGUACUCCCUCUACUGGUACUUUGCCGGCUUCUUCUUCUACGCCUCCCACUUCCCCGAACGAUUUUUCGUCAGGGCUGGCAACCCUCACUGGCUGGACUGGGUCGGCGGAGGCUCUCACGCUAUCUGGCACAUAUGCGUUGUGCUUGGUGUUGUGUUCCAUCGCGAUGCACUUCAAGAACUCAAGAACGGUUUCAUCCCGGGGCAAGCAUGUGUUCUUUAACUUUAAAAGCUCUGACGGGCUUGUUAGAAGAUACAAAGCAGCAAAUGGUAAUGACUUCAUAGAUAGUGUUGUGGGCCGGCGUGCUGACGGCCGUGCUUUAUAUUUGCGGGGUACUCCUGGUCAUUGUUACCUGUAUAUAGUUUGAUCAUAACGACGCCAUUCAUACACUAUACUACUCGUACAUUCGUUGCUUUCGACGAGUAUUAAUCAUGUAAUUCUGCAUAUACCAUGUCCCAUAUAUGUUGCUUUGUGGUUGGUUAACGUUCAGUAUGGCGGAUGUCACUUCAGUUGCCCGCUCAGAUCUCGCCAGGGCCAGGGGUUCAAUGGAAAUCUUAUCAUACAUAUAAUGCAUUAAACAACCGCGAAUCAAACACAUAUCACUAG